Orycteropus afer afer is the source of this 1125-nucleotide messenger RNA. It is a transcript of the gene TMEM41A, whose product is annotated as transmembrane protein 41A. NCBI's taxonomy places the organism in Eukaryota, Metazoa, Chordata, Mammalia, Tubulidentata, Orycteropodidae. The record is from RefSeq and is a predicted model, not a curated record.
GCUGGCUCAGUCCGCGCGCAGCGUGGUCCCGACCGUGCCAUAGGCUCUUCGUCUGGCACGGUCCGGGGUGCGGGAGUCGGGAUGCGCCCCCUGCUCGGCCUCCUCCUGAUUUUCGCUGGCAGCACGUUCGCCUUGUAUUUGCUGUCGACGCGACUGCCCCGAGGGCCGAGACUGGGCUCCGCGGAGGAGACUGGCGGCAGGUCGCUGUGGUUCCCUUCAGACCUGGCAGAGCUGCGGGAGCUCUCAGAGGUCCUUCGAGAGUACCGGAAGGAGCACCAGGCCUAUGUGUUCCUGCUCUUCUGUAGCGCCUACCUCUACAAACAGGGCUUUGCCAUCCCUGGCUCCAGCUUUCUGAAUGUUUUAGCCGGUGCCUUGUUUGGGCCAUGGCUGGGGCUUCUGCUGUGCUGUGUGUUGACCUCAUUGGGCGCCACAUGCUGCUACCUGCUCUCCAGUAUUUUUGGCAAACAGCUGGUGGUCUCCUACUUUCCUGAUAAAGUGGCUCUGCUUCAGAGGAAGGUGGAGGAGAACAGAAACAGCUUGUUUUUCUUCUUACUGUUUUUGAGACUUUUUCCAGUGACACCAAACUGGUUCUUGAACCUCUCGGCCCCAAUUCUGAACAUCCCCAUUGUGCAGUUCUUCUUCUCUGUUCUUAUUGGUUUGAUGCCAUACAAUUUCAUCUGUGUGCAGACAGGCUCCAUCCUGUCAACUCUCACCUCUCUGGAUGCUCUGUUCUCCUGGGAAACUGUCCUUCAGCUCUUGGCCAUUGCCCUGGUGGCCUUAGUUCCUGGGACCCUCAUUAAAAAAUUUAGCCAGAAAAACCUGCAUUUGAAUGAAACAAGCACCACUAAUCAUCUAAAUCAUAAAAAGGACACAUGAUCUGGACUCUCUGGCUGUCACAUCCAUGGACUGUAGUGCUUAUUUAUGAAAUGGGCAUGGUGCUCUAUGCCCCUUACUGGUUUUUAAAUACCCUAAACCAAUGAUUCGGACACUCUGUUCAUCUGUGGGCAAUCUCUUGUCAUAAAGGAUAGUCUGUGUUCUAGAAGGUGAAUUAUACUGUUUGUUCUCAAACUAGGUCUGGUGUAGCAGGACAUUCUAGUAAAUGAAUGGCCUCCUAGAAAAUCCUGU